UCUUUCCUGCGGCGUCAAGACGGUGCGGUAGCGAUGCUGUCCGCCCGUUUAUAAAAUUAAUAAAUUUUAAUUAUUUUCUUGAAAUUAUUAAGUAAAAGUUUUCUAUUGUGAAGUGGAGAUAAUUUUAUAUUGUUUUAUCAAUAUAUUCCAUCAUGGGAAAGCCUGAAUUCAAUAGCCCACGUGGUGGAGGCCGCGGCGGUUUUCGCGGAGGCCGCGGCGGGGGCGGAGGCCGAGGUGGCUUCGGUGGCGGCAGGGGAGGCGGCGGCGGUGGCAAAUUUGAGAAGCGUGGCGGCGGUGGGGGUCGCGGAUUCGGCGGUCGUGGGGGAGGCGGAGGCCGGGGACGCGGUCGUGGAGGCGCUGGUGGUGGCUUCAAAGGAGGCAAACAAGUUAUUAUUGAGCCGCACAGACAUCCCGGAGUGUUCAUCGCUAGAGGCAAAGAGGAUGCGCUAGUCACAAAGAACUUUGUGCCCGGCUCAGAAGUGUACGGAGAAAAGAGAAUAUCUGUUGAGAACGAAGGAGAAAAAGUUGAAUACAGAGUAUGGAAUCCUUUCCGAUCGAAGCUGGCUGCCGCUAUCAUGGGUGGAGUAGACGCUAUACACAUGCCUCCUGGCUCCAGAGUGUUAUAUCUUGGUGCGGCCAGCGGAACUACAGUCAGUCACGUCUCGGAUAUUGUCGGACCAGAGGGACUUGUCUACGCUGUUGAGUUCUCACACAGGUCCGGAAGAGAUCUUAUUAAUGUUGCCAAGAAACGAACAAACAUCAUUCCUAUUAUAGAAGACGCUAGACAUCCAUUGAAAUACAGAAUGCUCGUCGGUAUGGUGGAUACGAUAUUCGCGGACGUGGCGCAGCCCGAUCAAGCUAGGAUAGUUAGUUUAAAUGCACAGCAUUUUCUCAAGAAUGGUGGACAUUUUGUUAUAUCUAUUAAGGCCUCCUGUAUAGAUUCCACGGCACAGCCCGAAGCAGUCUUCGCUGCUGAGGUGAAGAAACUACAAGCUGACAAACUAAAGCCCCAAGAACAGUUGACGUUGGAACCUUACGAAAGAGACCACGCAGUCGUGGUCGGUGUAUUCAGACCACCACCUAAGAAGACAUAGGAUUAGUGUAGUUUAAGAUAGUUAUAGUCGAAAUGCUACUUAAAUUAGGGUUACCUAGGCUGUUUGAGUAAAGACUUUCCAGUCUUGGCUGCAAAUGAUCGACAAAAAUUCAAAUAAAAUGCCACUUUUUGAUAUAGGCAUUAGGCAUGUAAUGUAUAGAGGUAAGAAUGACCAGCAACGAAAACGAAUGAUGAAAAUCUACCUGACCUCCGUAAAGUAUAUAGCUCAAUUUUUAUGUUAUUUUCUUUGGGGUAACUAGGAAAUCUCGUCUUCCACUGCCGGAUAUUUUAAACAGUUGCUUCUCACUGUCAGACAUAGGACUUUAGGGGUGUUUGGCAGUGGGAAGCAACUGUCAAAAGUGUCCUACGGUGGAAGAUGAGAUUGGUAGACUACCUAAUAUUCUGUUGACAGUUAACAAGCCUCUAAUUUAAGCAGUGUUUCGUUGUUAGCCGUAAGAGAUAUCAAGUCGCGUUUUGGCGAUUAUGUGGUCGCUUUAUGUUUGACUUUCUAUAAUGGUGCCUCAAGAUGUGUCAAGGAUGUAUUUUUGUAAAUAUUUUAUAGUAAAGGCUUUGGAAAUUGUUAUGAAUGGCAUCAUAAAAAUAUUAUAAUGAAAAUUAAUUGAAUAAAAGUUAACCAAACUAUGUGUUUGGCUGGAA
Aricia agestis (brown argus) is the source of this 1750-nucleotide messenger RNA. RefSeq names its product rRNA 2'-O-methyltransferase fibrillarin (gene Fib). Gene Ontology annotation, molecular function: rRNA methyltransferase activity; histone H2AQ104 methyltransferase activity; RNA binding. The transcript has 8 exons. Gene Ontology annotation, cellular component: Cajal body; box C/D methylation guide snoRNP complex; small-subunit processome. The coding region runs from base 153 to 1094 and encodes 313 amino acids. NCBI's taxonomy places the organism in Eukaryota, Metazoa, Arthropoda, Insecta, Lepidoptera, Lycaenidae. The record is from RefSeq and is a predicted model, not a curated record. Gene Ontology annotation, biological process: rRNA methylation; box C/D sno(s)RNA 3'-end processing.